This is a messenger RNA of Eutrema salsugineum, 1902 nucleotides long. RefSeq names its product nuclear/nucleolar GTPase 2. Gene Ontology annotation, cellular component: nucleolus. NCBI's taxonomy places the organism in Eukaryota, Viridiplantae, Streptophyta, Magnoliopsida, Brassicales, Brassicaceae. Gene Ontology annotation, molecular function: GTP binding. The transcript is spliced from 11 exons. The record is from RefSeq and is a predicted model, not a curated record. The coding region runs from base 63 to 1805 and encodes 580 amino acids.
UCUUCCUCCUCCUCUUCUUCCUCCAUCGUUUCCCGUCAAGGAAACCCUCGGAAAAAUCAGAGAUGGUGAAGAAGGAGAAGAAAGCAAAUGUUUCCGGGAAACCGAAGCAUUCGCUCGAUGCGAAUCGUGCGGAUGGGAAGAAGAAAACCACCGAGGGGCGUACCGCCGCGACUGUUCGCCGGCUUAAGAUGUACAACACUAGGCCGAAGAGGAACACCGGCGGUAAAAUCCUUAGCAAUGAGUAUCAGUCUAAGGAUUUGCCCAACACGCGAAUCCAACCCGAUCGGAGAUGGUUUGGGAACACGCGUGUCGUGAAUCAGAAAGAGCUCGAAUACUUCAGGGAAGAGCUGCAAACAAAGAUGUCUAGUAAUUACAAUGUGAUUUUGAAGGAGAGGAAGCUGCCCAUGUCUCUUUUGACUGAUAAGAAGAAACAAUCGAGAGUUCACUUGCUCGACAUGGAGCCUUUUCAAGAUGCCUUUGGAAGGAAAACGAAAAGGAAGCGCCCGAAGCUUGUAGCUUCUGAUUACGAAGCUUUGGUGAAGAAGGCAGCUGAGUCUCAGGAUGCAUUCGAGGAGUUGAAUGGGGAAAGUCCUUUUGGUGAAGGAGGAGAAGAAGAAGACGGAUUUAGAGACCUUGUGAGGCAUACUAUGUUUGAGAAGGGACAGAGUAAACGUAUUUGGGGUGAGCUUUACAAAGUCAUUGACUCCUCUGAUGUAGUUGUCCAGGUUUUAGAUGCUAGGGAUCCGCAAGGUACUAGAUGUCAUCAUUUAGAGAAAACUUUGAAAGAGCAUCACAAGCACAAACACAUGAUUUUGUUGUUGAACAAGUGUGAUCUUGUGCCGGCUUGGGCUACAAAAGGAUGGUUGAGAAUAUUAUCAAAGGAAUAUCCAACUCUAGCAUUCCAUGCAAGCGUUAACAAGUCAUUCGGAAAGGGGUCGCUGCUCUCAGUUUUGAGGCAGUUUGCUCGUCUAAAAAGUGACAAGCAAGCAGUGUCUGUGGGAUUUGUCGGGUAUCCAAAUGUUGGUAAAUCAUCAGUUAUCAACACAUUGCGUACUAAAAAUGUUUGCAAGGUUGCUCCAAUUCCGGGGGAGACCAAGGUUUGGCAGUAUAUCACACUGACUAAGAGGAUUUUCUUAAUUGACUGUCCUGGAGUUGUAUACCAGAGCCGUGAUACCGAGACAGAUAUCGUCCUCAAGGGAGUGGUAAGAGUUACGAACCUGGAGGAUGCAUCUGAGCAUAUUGGAGAAGUCCUGAGGCGUGUCAAGAAGGAGCACUUGCAGAGAGCCUAUAAAAUAAAAGACUGGGAGGAUGAUCAUGACUUUCUUCUUCAACUAUGCAAAGCGUCUGGAAAACUGUUAAAGGGUGGAGAGCCUGAUUUGAUGACAGGAGCAAAGAUGAUACUCCAUGACUGGCAAAGAGGUCGCAUACCUUUCUUUGUUCCACCUCCUAAGACAGAAGAAAAGGCUUCAGUAGCAGAAGCAGAAGCAGAAACUAUCACAGUGCCAGGUAUAGAUCAAGAAGCCAUUGCUGAUAACAAUCAAUCAGCGGCUGCAUUGAAAGCCAUUGCGGGCAUUAUGUCUUCCCAGCAACAGAAGGAUGUUCCUGUCCAAAGAGAUUUCUUUGACGAGAAAGACCUCAAGGAUGACAAUAAAUCAAAAGACUCAACUGAAACAGAUGACGAAGAUGAGAAAGAUGCACAAGAAGAUGAGGACUCUGUCUCAGAAGAUGGAGCGGAAAGUGAGAGUGAUUCGGAUGAGGACGUGGUGUCAGAAAAUGAAGAGGAAAAUGAGUCAGAUUCUGCUUAAGUAACGAAUGUUGGUUACUUGUAGCUUCGUCUUAAUUAACUUAAAAGUGAGAAUCUUAUCAAACCAUUUAUCAUUUACAAAACAAGAUUUAUUCGAA